AUGCAGAUCCCAAACGUAACUGUGGAUGAUCUCCAAACCUUCCAAUCGAAGCACUUCCCUGGCCAACAGCUGGCGGUGUUUCCCCCUGAAAAUAACCAGACCACAGACGAGGAUCUCGGAUACUACCCGGAUGGAGUGAAGCGCACACUUACAGACGAGCAGAUUCGGAUUUUCAGACAUAGUGAAAUCCAUGCUCUGGUACGAGAGAGGCAGCUGCGGGAUGAUGAAACGCAAUACCAAGCUCGGAUGCAGUCGUCUCUAGAUGAUAAUGCAUCAGAGGAUAAAGCAAACACUGCACCGGAAAAGCGACCUCUAGAUGCUGGGUCUCAGAAACAGGGUGGCGACCAGAAACGGUCACAGUCACGAAAGGGGUCUAAGAGACACACCCCAGAGCACAAGACUACCAAGCUCCUGGACUACGGGGACGACUCAGACAAAACACAAAUGGAAAGGCCAUCAGUGUCACAGAUGCCCUACCAAGGUCGUAGGAUUAUCUCCUACAAUGACUGA
This is a messenger RNA of Penicillium vulpinum, 510 nucleotides long. Its product is annotated as DUF3807 domain-containing protein. The transcript is spliced from 2 exons. The record is from RefSeq and is a predicted model, not a curated record. Bases 1 to 510 code for a protein of 169 amino acids. Lineage: Eukaryota; Fungi; Ascomycota; Eurotiomycetes; Eurotiales; Aspergillaceae.